Messenger RNA from Knipowitschia caucasica, 420 nucleotides. Lineage: Eukaryota; Metazoa; Chordata; Actinopteri; Gobiiformes; Gobiidae. The record is from the annotation of a GenBank genome assembly.
AUGAGUCUAUCUGCGGCUGGAGAGACUGAAACCAGGGCCUACAGACCGAGGCCCCAAAGAUCCAGGUCCCCAAAGACCCAGGUCCCCAAAGUCCCAGGCCCUAAAGACCCAGCUGGUUGGUAUUCUGGUUGGUAUUCUGGUUGGUAUUCCUCCCGCCUCUGGCCUGCUGUGGAGCUGAGGCCUCCUCCAGGUCAGAGCGGGGGUAAGGGGGGUUUGCCAGAAGCGUUGCCCCCAGCAGACUGCGCCCUCACUGGGCACGGCUCUCUGAUCUGCCCCCUCCUCCUCCACAGGCUCCAGACAACACGCUCUGCUCCUUUAUCCACUUCUUCAUCCGGUUUGUCUUUAAAUGUGCCCAUAUUUCAGAUGGUUCUGUUCCUGGUGCAGACCAGUGUCCUACAGGGCUCUAAACCUGGUCUGUGA